CCGCCGCCAUCUUGCCCUGCGCGCCCGUCCGCCCUCCCCAGCGGGCGCCGUGGCGGAGCCUAUAAAAGGCGGCGGCACCGACCGCGUGUCUCUGUGUGUGCGGUGUGUGUCAGGCGGACCGACAGACAGACCGACCGAUUGCGCUAUGCUGGCGCUGAGCGCCGCCCGCCGCCUUCUUCGCCCGCCCGGGGACCUGCUGCUGCCGCCGGCGGGGCUCGCCUGCAUGCGGGCGGCCGGAGCCCGCCGCGGCUUCGGGAGCGGCGCCGACCGGCCGAACCCGGUGGUGUACUUGGACGUGGGCGCCGACAACCAGCCGCUGGGACGCGUCGUGCUGGAGCUGAAAGCUGACGUGGUUCCAAAGACAGCAGAAAAUUUUAGAGCUCUUUGUACUGGUGAAAAAGGAUUUGGGUACAAAGGAUCCACUUUUCAUAGAGUGAUUCCUUCAUUUAUGUGCCAGGGUGGUGACUUUACAAAUCAUAAUGGAACCGGUGGAAAAUCCAUUUAUGGCAGUAGAUUUCCAGAUGAAAAUUUCAUACUUAAGCAUGUAGGACCUGGUGUUCUUUCAAUGGCCAACGCGGGACCCAAUACAAACGGAUCUCAGUUCUUCAUUUGCACUGCAAAAACCGACUGGCUGGACGGAAAACAUGUAGUUUUUGGGCAUGUAAAGGAAGGAAUGGAUGUUGUGAAAAAAAUCGAGAGCUUUGGUUCCCAGAACGGCAAGACCUCCAAAAAGAUUGUCAUUACUGACUGUGGCCAGCUGUCCUAGCCUUCUGCCCUACCAUUCGGGACAACUUCGAUGCUGUGAAAAACCCCACACAUUUCUGAUCCCAUGAGUAGCACCUUAUGGCACCAUAUUUUCUAUUAAACUUGGUCCAACUUUUAUACUUACAUUGAAUAAUAGAGAUGAAAAGCAUAAAACAAAAACUGAAACGUGUUUUAACUGAGCUACCUUGUUGUCACACUGGUUUGGGAAAGUCCCAUUGCGGUUUGAAAUCGGUAGCACAGUCACCCAGAGCACAUCUGACUGCAGCGUCGGUACUGUUCGUAGCGUUUGGAUGUUUCAGGUGUUGGAAUCGGUGGUGGAGCUGACAACUUAGGUGUUCUGUAAAUUGAGAAAUGUCAGGUUUCCUCUGGUGCUAAUAAACACCUGUUCCGUUGUUCGUCACAUCAUUUGGAAGAAAUAAUCCUAACCAGUGCUCUCAAGGCUGGCUGCAACACGAUUGUCAGACAUUUUCUUUCUGUGUCUCAGUUUAAGUCUAUCCAACAGAAUUAAUGUGUGGUGGUGGGGUUUUUAAGAUUAAUUCUGGUUUAAUCUUAGUUUUUUGUUGUUUGGGUUUUUUUUUGUAGUCACAGACCACUGUUUAAAACUGAAUUCUACCUUACCUUGCUUCAGUGGAGCGAUUUGACUUUUGGGCUAAGUAAGUUGCUUUAGGUCGAGUUAGCCUGCUGCUGGAGCUCUGCCUGGGCAGUAAGGCCACAAAUCAGCCAAAAGAUCAUGGGACUUUGCUGUUACGCAGCUGUGAACUCACUUGAAGCGCAGUUCUGCUCUGAGAACUGAUUCUGUGAGGAGUACAGCACCAUUCCCAAUAGCCUGUUUUUGCACUUUGAGACUAUAAUCGGAGUAUAGUGAGCUUGCUUGAGGGAGAAAUAGGUUUCAUUGCUUUUUUUUUUUGUCCUGUUGGUCCUGCCAAGUCAGCCCACCUUGGAUAUUACUGGGAUUAUGAUUUCUUCUCAUGCAUCAUCAUCAGAAGUCAAAAAUGGUCACCACGAAAUCACAAGGCUUGAUCAGUGCGACAAAAUCAUUGUUGGGGUUGAUGCACGAGAAGGAAAGAAUUCAGCUGAUCAGAUAAGCCCAUUUCCCAUGCAUAGACCAGUGUGUGUUAGGUGGAGUGCUUGAGCAUUAACAAACGUUGCAACCUCACAGCACUGCUUCUAGAGUCACUAAAGCUUUAAAGAAUGCUUGGGGGAAAAAGCACUUGACUGUUUUUGUGCAAUAAUCUUGCUACUGAAUUAAAAAAUAAACUGUGAUGGCUCUCCUCAACUGUGAAUUUACUUCCAUUGCAUUCUGAUAAUACGUGGGUUUCAAACUGUUUUCCACUAGUGGUUUUUUUUCCACUGAGGGCUGCAUUCUUGUGUGUGCGAGGUAGUUAUUAAGAGUGUAAUUUUGCAGAAAAUGGAAUGGAAGAGCUUUUUAUUGUUACCAAUGUAGCUGUUUCAUUACGCUUUGUAGUAUUUUUGAAAUAUUAAUUUGUGCUGAUUCAGUUUAUUCCAGUUUGAUAGAAUAAUGGUGGUUUGGGGUUUUUUUGGUGUUAUCUUAAUUUGUAUAUGCAAAAUAAUUAAAUACAGUCCUACCACAACAAA
Molecule: messenger RNA, 2361 nt
Organism: Phalacrocorax carbo (great cormorant)
Lineage: Eukaryota; Metazoa; Chordata; Aves; Suliformes; Phalacrocoracidae
Source: RefSeq, a predicted model, not a curated record